Ipomoea triloba (trilobed morning glory) is the source of this 1577-nucleotide messenger RNA. Its product is annotated as serine carboxypeptidase-like 13. The coding region runs from base 25 to 1467 and encodes 480 amino acids. The record is from RefSeq and is a predicted model, not a curated record. The transcript is spliced from 15 exons. Gene Ontology annotation, molecular function: serine-type carboxypeptidase activity; acyltransferase activity, transferring groups other than amino-acyl groups. Gene Ontology annotation, biological process: proteolysis; secondary metabolic process. Lineage: Eukaryota; Viridiplantae; Streptophyta; Magnoliopsida; Solanales; Convolvulaceae.
ACCAGUAUAAGCAAUACGCUGCAAAUGUCUGUAUACCUUGGACCUACGUUGUUGUUUGUUGUAGUUGUAUUAGAGUUAUGUUUUUCUCCGGCCACCGUGGUCGCCGCCGGUUCCGCCGUCACACAUCUGCCGGGAUAUGAAGGGACGCUUCCUUUUGAACUUGAAACCGGGUAUAUUGGAGUGGGCGGCAAAGGAGAAGAAGUUCAACUAUUCUAUUAUUUUAUUAAGUCAGAGUCAAAUCCAGAUACGGAUCCGCUUGUUGUUUGGCUAACGGGAGGCCCAGGUUGCUCCGGUCUAUGGUCAAUUACAUAUGACAAUGGGCCAUUGCGAUUUAAUAAGGUGGAAUACAAUGGGAGCCUCCCUACAUUGUCAUUAAAUGCCUAUGGAUGGACCAAGGUUGCAAAUAUCAUCUUUUUGGAUUUACCAGCAGGGACAGGCUUUUCUUAUGCAAUAACAUCUAGAGCUAACCACUCUGACGAUAUACAAGCUAGUUUUCAUGGAAGUCAAUUUGUUCAAAAGUGGCUGAAAGAGCAUCCUAAUUUCAUCUCCAAUGAUCUUUAUGUUGGUGGGGAGUCCUAUGCUGGGAUAUUUGUUCCCAUUGUUACUCGAUUUUUAUCAGAUGGAAUCGAGGCCGGAGUUACUCCAUGGAUUAAUCUAAAGGGAUAUCUAUCGGGGAACCCUGUAACGACCGGAAUUAGAGACUUCAACUACCAAAUCCAAUAUGCUCAUGGGAUGGGUCUUAUUUCUGAUGACUUAUACAAGUCACUAGAACGUCACUGCAAUGGGGAGUAUCAAUAUAUUGAACCCAGCAAUUUGUUAUGCAUGCAAAAUGUGGCCACCUUUUAUCAGUUGCAUAGUGAAUUAUAUGCGUUUCACAUUUUGGAGCCUGCUUGUGCUGAUGAUAAUGCUUCUCCCACAAAAGCGCCCAAGUGUCAUAAUGUUGUGAAUAAUGGCCCAAAAUUGUUUGACCAAAGAAGAUCUCUUGGAGAGCGAAACAAAUCAAACAAUCUCACCACUGCAAACUGUCGAGAUCAUUGGUAUAAUCUCAUGUCUUACUGGGCGAACGAACAAAUUGUCCGCGACGCUAUCCAUAUCAGGAAGGGAACUGUUGAUCUUUGGGAAUUUUGCAAUUCCAAUUUAUCAUACACAGAAAAAACAACCGAUGUGACGUCGUAUCAUGCGUACCUUAGCACUAAAGGUUAUCGAUCUCUUAUUUACAGUGGUGAUCACGAUCCUUGCAUCACAUAUCUUUCAACGCUAGCAUGGAUAAAAUCAUUAAACUAUUCAGUUAUUGAUGACUGGAAAUCAUGGUGGGCUGAUGAUCAAGUUGCUGGGUACACAAUGACUUACUCAAAUGGGAUGACAUUUGCCACUGUAAAGGGAGGUGGGCAUACAGUUCCAGAAUCUGCACCGCAUCAAGCUCUAGCCAUGUUUACAAAAUGGAUACAAAAUGGUGGCCUUCAGUAAUUCAAAGUGUUGUAUGUAUAGUAUGCCUACUGGGGACCUGUGACCACUUACAUUUUUGUGUCUCAGAUAAUAAUAUUAUGAAAAAAAGUAUAUAGACAUCAUGUCUUUGC